UGGCUUGGGCCGUCUUGAUGCUGUAUCAUAUAUUGGGGCAUCUGGACUCUAUGACAUGAAGAAAAUUGGGGAGUGGGCAACACAGUCACGACUGGACCCGAACGAUCCAAAAAAUUCCUCCAUCAUGCAGCUGCUAAAAGUGGCCAGUAGUGGAGAGGUGACUGCUCCGGAGUACUUUCGUCUAGAGCAGCUCCAGGAGGAGUUUAACUUUGUGACUGAUGAAGAACUUGAGAGGUCCAGAAGAUUUCGCCUGCUCAGGCUCAGGAACCAAGAAGUUGCAGAGUUUCGAAAUUACAAAUGUGUUCCUGCUCUGGAGAGGGAGGUCACUGAUAAGGUGUUCCAGGAUUAUGAGAAGAGACUGAAGGAAGGAGAAAUAAUCGACACCAAAGAACAUCUGGAUUCACACAGAGCUUUAGUUGCCAAAUACCUUCAGAAGAUUCAAGAAUCAGUCAUCAACAGAUUUCUUCUUGCCAAGCAUCACUACCUCCUGUCUGAUUUAGUGGUUGAAGAGGAGAUACCAAGCAUUGGGAUUCUGGGGCUCAACCUUUUCAAGUUGGCUGAACCCAAGCGGCCGCUGAAACCUCAGAGGAAAGAAAGGAAGAAGGUGACGGCUCAGAAUCUGUCAGACGGAGACAUCAAACUGCUCAUCAACAUCAUCCGGGCCUAUGACAUCCCCGUCCGCAGACCCCAGAGCAAUAAACCAGGGCAGUCGCCUCAGACCAUCCAGGGCAGCGACUGGCUCUUUGGCCAGGUACAAGUGAGGCCAUUUGUAGAGGUUUCCUUCCAGCGCACAGUGCUUCAGACAACCACAGCAGACGGGCCAAACCCCUGCUGGAAUGAGGAGCUACAGCUGCCUUUCAGUGCCCCGAAUGGUGACUACAGCACUGCUAGCUUGCAGUCCGUCAAAGAUGAGGUCUUCAUCAACAUAUUUGAUGAGGUGGUUUAUGAGACUGGAGUGACUGACAAAGACAGAGGAACAACACACACCCGGGCAGAGAAGCACUGGUUAGGCUCAGUCAAGAUUCCCUUCAGCACCAUAUAUUCUCAGUCCAGGAUUGAUGGAACAUUCAAGGUGAACACACCAGCAGUGCUGCUGGGGUACAGUAAGGAGCGGAGCCAUGGCAACAGUGGGGGUUAUGAUAUUUUGCGGAGCCUAAGUGAGGGAGCAUUUAUCACAGUGUUCAUCACCAUCGAACCUCAGCUGGUGCCAGGGGAGUCUAUUCGGGAGAAGUUUGACAGCCAGGAGGAUGAGCGUCUACUGCAGGCUUCAGAGAGAUUCGAGAGAGAUGCAGCACAGGGAUAUCCAGACCGACCCUGCAUUACCACAGUCAUAGACCUCAAUGGGAAGACAGUCUUCAUCACACGAUACAUUCGACCACUCAACCCUCCACAGGAGUUACUGGAUGCAUACCCUAAUAACCCCCAGGAAGCUACGGGCCUGGUUGCCCGAUUUGUCUCCCUCAUCCCUUCUCUACCAGACAGGGUUUCGUUUUCUGGUGCCUGUGACCUGUGGAGCACCUGUGAUCAAUUCCUCACCCUCCUAGCAGGAGAUGAAGAAGAACAUGCUGUACUGUUGUGCAACUUCUUUCUGUCUAUGGGCAAGAAAGCCUGGCUGAUCAUAGGCACUGCUAUACCAGAGGGACCCACAGCAUAUGUCCUGACCUUUGAGCAGAGCCGCUACCUGAUCUGGAAUCCCAGCAGUGGUCAGUACUAUGGCCAGUAUGACACCUUCUGCCCACUGCAGAUAGUUGGUUGCCUGGUCAAUGCUGACAAUGUGUGGUUCAAUGUUCAAGAAUAUGCCUCACCAAUGAGGAUGAGUUUUGACACCACAAAAGCCAAAUUGUGGAAGCCCUUUUUCUCUCGAUCCUUCUCCCACCCUGGGCUGUCCAGUGUACAGCCAGAGGAGCUGGUGUAUCGACGUGUUGACAAAGCAGCUGCAACAGAGCUUCAGGACAGAAUUGAAAAGAUCCUGAAGGAGAAGAUCAUGGAGUGGCGCCCUCGUCACCCAACCCGUUGGAACCGCUACUGCACCACCACCCUCAAACAAUUCCUGCCCAAACUGGAGCUGAGUGGGGGGCGGGACAUGGCUGAGGGGCACCGCCACGAGUUGCAGAGUCUGCUGGGAGACAACAGGAUUUCAGGAUUCCCCCUGCAUCUGCCUUUCUCUGAGAUCCGUCCCAUCAUAGAGGCAGUGUACAGCACUGGAGUUCACAAUAUUCAGGCAUCAAAUGUGGAGUUUGCCCUGGCUGUGUACGUGCACCCCUACCCUAAUAACGUCCUUUCUGUGUGGGUGUACCUGGCCUCACUAGUCCGCUCAUGAUAUGAGACAUGAACUUUAGCCUUAAUAAAGCUGAUCACACUCACAUGUUUGCACACUACUGUAAAGUAUACCAUACCAUAUGUAUAAAAUGUAUAUCUGGUAAAUUUAGAUAAUAUUUAGUACUGAGUUUGACAUCUACAUGUCUAAUCCAGUCACCUUGUAUUAAAUUCCACCGUUGUGAACUUUACAAUGUUGCUGAUGGCUGAAACGCUGCUGUGGAGACCUCCAGUUUUUCUUAACACAGUAAAAUGUCAGCCUAUUAAAAUGUUGAAUGUCUUAAUUAUCCAAGCAAAUAAUCCAACAUGUGCCACUGUUAUAAACUAAUCUGUGUUAUUUGA
Molecule: messenger RNA, 2658 nt
Organism: Lates calcarifer (barramundi perch)
Lineage: Eukaryota; Metazoa; Chordata; Actinopteri; Centropomidae
Product: coiled-coil and C2 domain-containing protein 2A
Exons: 18
Biological process (GO): non-motile cilium assembly; protein localization to ciliary transition zone
Cellular component (GO): ciliary transition zone
Source: RefSeq, a predicted model, not a curated record